Messenger RNA from Psylliodes chrysocephalus, 654 nucleotides. The record is from the annotation of a GenBank genome assembly. NCBI's taxonomy places the organism in Eukaryota, Metazoa, Arthropoda, Insecta, Coleoptera, Chrysomelidae.
GGACAUAUAUACCGGGGUAGAUUUAACAGUCAUAUGAGAGGAAAUAAUUUUAGAGGCAAAGAUAGGAGAAUAUUUCAUGUAAAUAACUCGGAUGAAUCAAAUAGCUCAGAAAUCCCUUCAAAGAGUGACACGUUUUUUCGUGCCUAAAAAUAUGGUAUAUAAUUACUAUAACAUAUUUUCCUUAAAUGGCUUAAAUUUUGUAGAAUUUUUCUUUAAAAAUCAUAAAUUAAUAUUUCUAUUAGAAACAGGGGCUAGCGUAAGUGUUAUUUUUAAAAAUAGGAUAUUUAAUAAUGAAAUAGUUGAUGGUACAAAGAAAUUACGCAUAAAUGGUAUAUCUGGGUCAGUAGUAUCAUCUGGCACAGUGGAUAUUACAUUACAAAUAGAUAAAGUAAAUAUUUGUCUUGAAUUUCAACUUUUAGACCUUCAAAUGCACGGUAUCUUUAUUUAUUUUAUUUAUUUAACAGAAAACAAACAGGUUUUAUAACCUCAUUACAUGUUCUCCUAAGAAAAAUGAAACUACAACUAAAUGCAUUUACCAAUGCUCCCAAUAAAGUUAAUAUAAAAGAGGAAAGAAAUAAAAAAUAUAUACGAGUAUAAGUACAAAAACAAAAAUAAUUUACGAAACUUAUAACUACUUGCAUCUACCAAUGCUCC